CAGUCGGGGAGAGUGGGCCGUUGUAUGUCCAACGAUUUUGUUUUAUUUUGGGCGUAUUUUAUUUAAAUAAAUCGUUUUCCUAGCUAAUUAAUAUUUUGUACACAAUAAAAACUGAACUUUGCAACAUAAUGAAGUGUGACAUUAAUACAGUAGUGUGAGAAAUACCGUGAACUGCCCAUAUUGAUGAAGGCAACCGUAACAUAAAAUAUAAUCGAAUGAGGGUUUUCUAAUAAAAAUUGUGGGAGUUUUGUGAAUAAAAAUGGGGAAAUUGCUGAGUUUGCUGGCACGCGACGACUCGAACUGUUGUUCGUCGCCGCGAUACGAUAUUUUCUUGGACUUUGAGAACGCUGCGCCUACGGAGACCGAAAAGGAGGUGUAUGAGGAGGUACAGAGGGUGUUAUUGGAUUCAGAGAGAAUUUUGGAAGAGAUACAGUGUUACAAAGGGGCGGGGAAGGAGAUCCGGGAGGCAAUAGCGGACCCUUCACCUAUAUCCCAGGAGCGCGCGUGGCGCGCCAUCAAACCCCUGGUGGAUAAACUGCUUCGCUGCUACAACCACUCCCUACAGCUACAACGCGUGGUGCCUCGUCUCCUGGGUUCCCUGGUGGGAGGCGGCAUGAGCCCCACACAACACUUGGAGCAGCAGCAAGCACUGGUCAAGCAGUUCGCAGAGAUACUAGAGUUCGUACUCAAGUUCGAUGAACACAAGAUGAAGACGCCGGCGAUCCAAAACGACUUCAGCUACUACAGGCGAAGCGUCUCCCGGGGAGGACUCAUCAACGCUGAUCUUCCACCAGGCGAGGAGCCCCACAUAGGAGCAGAGGUCGCCAAUAGAAUGUCCCUGUUCUACGCCCAAGCCACGCCCAUGCUGAAGGUGCUAUCCGAAGCCACCAGUCAGUUCGUCAAUGACAAUCAGCAGGACUUGGAGAAUACCACGGAAACCCUCAGCACCAUGGCCAAAGUGUGCCUCAGGAUGUUGGAGAAUCCCAAACUGGUGGCACAGUUCAGCCGCGAGGAGACAUCGCUGCUGGUGUUGCGCGUGAUGGUGGGUCUGAUCAUCCUGUACGACUGGGUGCACCCCGCCGGCGCGUUCUGCCGCGCCUCCUCAGUCGACGUCAAGGGCUGCGUCAAGUUCCUGCAACAGCAGACGCCUGCCAAGGCCGAGCCGUUGCUAAACGCUCUCAGGUAUACAACAAAGCACCUGAACCACCAAUCGACGCCGAAGAACAUCAGGACGCUGUUGGCGGCGUGAGGCCAGCACUCCAGCCUUGCAUGUUGUUGUGGGGAAUGACGAGACAAUAACCUGGGAAACGUACCCGCUUUACCACGCACACUAUACAUACUAGUGCCAAUCCGGGCAGUCACAAACUUAAUUUUCAGCUGGUCACUGUGCUCCUAUGGUACGCCGCCUUGCUUCUCAAUCGCGGAGCGCCGGUUCGAAACCCGGUACCAGACUUACACAAAUAAUUAAAGCAUAUAAUAACGGGUUCUUACCGCGUUUAAAUGGGGAUAUGAGACUCCCGAUAUUUCGGGAUUAAACGCGGUAAAAACCCGUUAUUAUGUGCUUUAAUUAUGAUAAUAACCGCGUAAACUUAAAACAAUUUACACAAAUAAGUUAAUAAUUUAUCUCAAGUGCAAUUUUCACUAACACAAUUGGCUCGACCAUUAUAGACGGCGAUACGGUGCACCACCUAUCAUGUUGGUCUAACAGAAAGCUCGGUGAGGUGUGUAUACUUAGGUCGUCUUGCGAUGGAUGUACCUCUGACUACCCCGAUUGGGAUAUAGUCGUGAGCUUAUGUCUAUGUUAUGGUGACCAUUUGAGGUAACAACGUAAACGCACGAAUAUAAUUCCACUUCGGCUAGUAAAAAUGACAUCCAUCGCAAGAUGAACUAAUUACCCACACCUCACUGAGCUUUCUGUUAUACCAAUCGCCGCUAAAGGUACGUGAGGAGGGCGUGAUUGACAAGACUUGACACUUGAUUAGCUGAUUGAGUCAGCUUGAUGUUUGUCUACCCAUUAUCUGAUACUUCCGUCCUGCUCACAUACCACAGGCGGUGACCGGCACUUCCGCGCAGGCUAUAUAUAGUUCGACAGCCCUAAAACUAGCUCUAUCUCUUUCUUGUCCUUAUCGGAAGUGAAGGACGGCACUAGUUUACGAGCUGUCAAACUAAUUUAAGGUAAAGUUUGUGUCCGCCCUAAUAGGCAGUUAGGCACCGCUGUAGUGACCUACUCUUCUCUAUGUUAUUUUUUUUCUUUAAGUAUUUUCCUUGAAUAUAAGAUUUUGCAAUCUGUAUUCCUACUUCUUACUGCACCAUUUCUGUGUGGGAGGGUAAGCCAAAUAUUUAGGCUUGGAUAUUUAAUAUAAAAAUUAUGAGGCUUUUUUAUUUUUAUAAUAAUGCAUCUAAAAAUUGCGUUUUCCAGUAUUUUUAUACUCAUAUAAGUAGGUAACCCUCUUUCGAUAACCGUGCACUGUCUUUUAGGAAAAUCCGCCAGGUGGCGCUGCUAUACUAUACCAACUUUAUGGUCGCACAAAAAUUAUGAAGCCAAUUCAUUAUAACACAUUUACGAUAUUAUUUAGUGCUGGUAACCACGAAAACUUAUAUUCACUUGCAUAGAUUAAAAGUUAAGAAUUCGGUAUUAAAAAAUCCAAAGUAUUUUUGAAAGUUUAGACCCUUAAAUGCAUAGAGUUAAGAGUAAGAUGCUUAUGAAGCAAGUAAUAUAACGUCGAGAAGUUUCCCCACUUCCCCCAAUGCAAGGUCAUCUAGUUAGGUCACACUUCAGUCAGUCGCAAACCCUAGGCUAGCCUUUAUAAACCCUUUAUUAGGAAAGCUUAAACUAGAUACUUCUAAUAACUUUUAUAAUCUAAGAAAAAGUAUUAUUUAUGUUAUAUCUUGCAGUGUAAAAUUGCCUUGAAUAUAUCGAUUGGUUACCACGUCUUUGAUUGUGCAAUAUAAGUUUAUUAGUCCCACGCUAUUCUAAGAAGUUUACUCGGGCCUUCCGCGCAUCCGUCCUUAGUUGAGGUGACCAUGAGGAAGACCUCGUAAUCAGCUGAAAACCUUACAUCGAGUUUACUCCAGUCAGGUUGAGUGGAGGCAUGACAUCAUAUUCGUAUUAUUUUGUUGGCAGCAUGACAUGCUCGAUAAAUGCCAACUUAAAAUACUAAAAUCCUAAGCUGAGGGCGAGUCGAGGAAGUUUCGAGUUAGCAUCUUAGAAUUCGGGUGCCGGUGUUCGUAUAUGAAUAUUUUAUUAUAUACGGUUUAUAUGUAGCGUAAAUAUACUGUUCGUUAUACGUUUUGUUCCGUAACCUGACGAAGUAAAUAAUUCUGUACAUGCUUCGUGGCACAUUGCAACUGUGAAAUAAAGCUUGUCUUCACUACUAAGGGCGGCUUCGCACUACAUCCGACUAUCCGAUCCGAGACUGAAAAUGGCGGAUAGUAGAAAAUUACUUAUAGAUAUCGAAUGGACCACCUAUCACGGUGGUGUAAAAGAAAGCUAGGUGAGCUGUGGGUACUUAGUUCAUCUUGCGAUGGAUUUACCUAGCUCGUCAAUUGGGAUAUAUUUGUGUUAUGUGUUAUCGAAUGGAUGUAGUGCGCAAGCUACCAUACAAAUAGUCGUAACCACUUCGGAGCCGUCAUUUGACUAACUCCGGUCGGAUAAGAAUAGGAAAUGUGCGAAAACGCCCUAAAAGUCACGAGAAGUCAAUUUUGCAUAGUAGGUUUUAUUUUUCACACUGGCUCCCGUUUACUAUGAGCCUGGCAAAGUGGAGUUCCCUCGUGAUUUUUACUGAAUAUUUUCUUCUUGCCUACGUCACAGACUUGUCUGGAUAAGGAUAUGCGACUUUUAAUAUGGGCUAGAGGAAAAAGACGUAAAGUUACAACUUUAUUUUACACAUCUGUGUAUGCAUGGACGCGUCUCCUUCGAGAAGACUGAAAAUAUAAUGCUCGCGACUCAUUUAGUUCGCAAUAACACUAAUAUAGUUUCGCAUUUAACUCUAAUAUAACAAAUUAAACAUAAAAUAAACUAAGAGCAAGCCUUAGUUUGGAAUAAAGCCAGAGGCAUUUUGACGGAACGGAAUUUAAGUCUGAUGCCUUUUAAACUUAUUGUAAAUGGUAAAUCGUGUUAACACUGGUGCUAAUUCCCGUAGACACCAUCUAACUUAAAGUUAUACCUGUCAUUUUCAUAUCCGCCGAAAAAGAAAGGGACGCAAGAUUAACGACUGUUAAUUUUAUAAUGAAUGAAUAAACCGGGCGAAUCAAAUAUAUCCUGCUCGUAUUGAACCCGUUUGACGUGUGCUGUCAACUUAAUUCUGUGGGUUAUUCUACGGGGUUAUUGGCCGCUAUAACAUUUUAGAGGGUUGUUUUACAUAUCUGUCUAAAAUUAACGUGUUCCAUAAAUUUUAUUUUUUUAAUUUAUUAAUUUUAUUAGAAAAUGACAGGUAUAAUUUAAAAUAAAAUUAGAUGCUGUGUACAGGAAUUAACACCACUAAUAAAUUUAUGCAUGUACCACUGCCUUGAUGUUAUCUAUCAUAGUAAUUUUAAAUGAAUUUUAUAUAUCGCGUUUCAAUAUUGACGAGUAUGUUUAAAUAAGAAUUAAAAUAAGCAUGUACACUAUUUGAUUACUAUUUACUAUAUCUUUGUUACUUUAAAACUAUUGUACCUAUUGUAAUCCAUGUUCAGUCUAUAGUUUGUUGACUGGAAUUUUUGGCGACUUCCAACCGUUACCUUCGCUCAAAUGACAUUACUCAAUAGAUAUAUAUCUACGUUAAAUGCACAAGUACUUCUUGAAAUGUUUCUACUAAAAGUCUAAUUUGAUUACUGUUGUCUAUUUUCACUUGAGCACAAUUACAGCGUCUUCUCUUUCGUGUAUAGCGUUAAGUAUUAAAAUAUAUUAAGUAUAUUAUAGAUAUAAUUGCACAGUCAGCACAAUACUAGUAUAUAAUAGAUAUAAAUGGUAGGUGUAGGUACCCAACCAUUGUUAAAACAUUCAGAACCCAUUUUAUUUCUAAUUUACACGUGAACUUGUGACAUACAACUGAAUUGCAUUUAUCAUAAGGAAUUGACGAUUUGAAUUGAUAUAAGACAUAUUCCAAAUUUAUCACUGCCCAGAGACCUUUUAUAUUUUUUAUAAUUAAUAAGUUUUCUAAAGGAUAUUCCAUUUCGAUGAUUCCAUGUAAUGACCACUCCGUACGGAGUAUAAAGAAGCGAUUAGUGUAGUGAAAGUAAUUGCUUAUGAAAUGAACGUAGAGUUUUUAAUUCGGGAUCUAAAGCGCCACAUUGAAAUAAUUCAUAUAAAACGCAAUAUCCUCGUAAGGCCCGGAUUUCCAGACACAAUAGUUAAACAAUGGGAUUUGGAUUUUAAAAGGACUUUGGGCCUUACGACCAUAUUGUAAUUUGAUUUGCAUGUCAAAAAAAGUGAAAUAAAAUAUAACUUUUUUGGAUGAAUGAGGACUUUUAAGGCUACGUUCCCAAAAAAAAAAGAUGGUGCUGUAAAGUUUUUUUUUCGUUUAACCUUAUAAUUUCAUGGAUAACAGACAUAUGCGCAUCUUUUAUCUUUGUUUUUGGGUAUAAAUGAUGACCCUUUUUAUUACAUUCUUAUCAAAAUAAAGAGAAGCAAUAUAAGUAGCAAGAUAAUUCUGUAGGUGCAUAAUGUAAUCCAAAUAUCAAGCAACAAUCAUUUUUGUUAUGUUUCUGCCAUUACAUAGUAUUUUUGAAUAAUUAUAUACCCAAGUAAUGAGGAAAUGGGUAAUACAUACAUACAUACAUAAACUCACGCCCGUAAUCCCUAACGGGGUGGGCAGAGCCACAAGUAAUCAAAGACAACUUGCAGCCACUGUUGAUACGAUGUCGUAAGCUGGAUAUGAUGAACCUUAUGGUGAUAAGGGAUCAGCCUAUCGCCCAUAACAUUAGUCCACCAUGUUAGAGGACACAAUCCCUCUGUCGGUUUUUACGACAUGCCCGGGAAGACAAGCAGCUGAACGUGUUCUAUGUUUUAUAUUUGCUCCCAGAACAGCAUAGAAGCAAUGUAGUGUAGAAAUGGGUAAUAAACACGUUAAAUCUCGGGAACGCAGCCUGGAAAGUCCCUCGUUGCUUCAAUAGUAGUAUUUUUAAUCCCCCAAGAACUUAUUGACAAAGAGAAAAAAUCUGGAAAUGUUUGCCUCUAUUUCUACAACAGUCUAAAUAAUUGAGGUUGCUUUAGUGGCGAACUGUUUUGUCUCUUGUUAAAUGUUUGUCUACCUAGUUUAAAAAUAAAUAAAUGCAUGAGCACAGGUAAAGAUAAAAGUUGUUUUUCAAAUAUUACAUACAAUUUUGUUAUAAAUGUAAACCUUAGAUAAAUAUUUAGCAAAUUCUAGACUCCGUUUGUUAUUCAAAUAUCGUUCAUAUAAUUUUAAAUUGAGGUGGUUUGUAUGAUAUACCUAUUUAGUUGUCAUUUAUUUAUUGUAUAUAAUAAACACACCAAAGUUAUAAUAAAUUUGAAUAGACUCUUGUA
This is a messenger RNA of Pectinophora gossypiella (pink bollworm), 6484 nucleotides long. RefSeq names its product CYFIP-related Rac1 interactor B. Gene Ontology annotation, molecular function: small GTPase binding. The record is from RefSeq and is a predicted model, not a curated record. Bases 260 to 1249 code for a protein of 329 amino acids. NCBI's taxonomy places the organism in Eukaryota, Metazoa, Arthropoda, Insecta, Lepidoptera, Gelechiidae. The transcript has 5 exons. Gene Ontology annotation, biological process: regulation of actin filament polymerization.